Pieris macdunnoughi is the source of this 1245-nucleotide messenger RNA. The record is from the annotation of a GenBank genome assembly. Lineage: Eukaryota; Metazoa; Arthropoda; Insecta; Lepidoptera; Pieridae.
AUGUACACACCUACCAGCACGAACAUCUCAUACUUCGAGGACAACUCGACAUUGUUUGACAGCGAAUAUACGCCCUAUAAAGACCGGGUGGAGACGUAUCUUGUUCCUUUUAUAUUUGCGAUCAUUUUCAUUGUGGGCGUCCUGGGAAAUGGAACUCUUGUGAUAGUGUACGUGAGGCAUAGAGGCAUGAGGAAUGCACCAAACACGUACAUAUUCUCUCUAGCACUGGCAGAUCUCCUAGUCAUUUUGAUAUGUGUCCCAUUCGUGUCCACAAUCUACACUCUUGAGUCAUGGCCAUGGGGUGAAGUCAUCUGCAGGCUCUCUGAAACCGGCAAAGACAUCAGCAUCGGAGUAUCUGUCUUCACGUUAACUGCAUUGUCAGCUGAGCGGUACUGCGCGAUCGUAAAUCCAUUUAGAAAAUUACAAUUACGAAAAUUGCCAUUGGUUUGCGCCACAUUCAUCUGGGCGGCCGCUUUGCUGUUUGCAGCUCCGGCAGCGAUAUUUUCCAACACCUCGACGGCUCAUAUCCAUAACAAUGUCACUAUUCUCUAUUGCUCGCCGUAUCCACCUGGAUGGACGAAUUAUCCUAAAUGGAUGACGUUAGCUAAGGCGCUCAUUUACUACGCAUUGCCACUACUCGUGAUCGCGUUCUUUUAUGUCCUAAUGGCUCAAAGGCUGUUGGCCAGUACGAAAGAGAUGCCCGGCGCAUUACACGCAGGGCAAGGAGAAGCUCAGGCGAAAGCUAGGAAAUCUGUCGCAUGUAUGGUCUUGAUAUUCGUUAUAGUGUUUUUCAUAUGCUUCCUACCAUACCACGCAUUGGAAAUGUGGUUUUACUUAUCUCCAACUGCACAAAGUGAUUACAACGACUGGAUCCACGCUAUGAGAAUAAUGGGUUUCUGUCUUAGCUUCCUCAACUCAUGCGUCAACCCAGUAGCAUUAUACUGCGUGAGUGGUGUCUUCAGACAGCACUUCAAUAGGUACCUGUGCUGUCGCCGUGGCGCCUUACACCCAACUUGCAGCUCCAGAUUGUCUCGGACAGCCAUUUGUGAAACUUCCUUCAGGAGCACACAACGGCUUCGAUGUAAUAGGAACCCUACAGAGAGCGUCGUCAUUUCCAACUAUGACUACGGAAGUAAAAAGAAAAAUAAUUUAAUAUCCAGAAACAGCGAUGGUGUCACAAUCAUGACCAUCAGAGACUCCAAUGAUUUCCUCACCGACGUCAAUGAAAAAUGUAUUAACAGAUAA